AUGACCGGCAGAGAAUGCAAAAAGGGCUACAAGUUUCGUGCCCCGAAGCACGCCGUCUUCCGUGAAAGCCACAAGUGGCCCGCGCCGCCAAAGAAGCUCAAGUUCAUCGACGAGACAAGGGGCGUCGAGCUUGCCGACGACGUCGACAGCAACGACUCCCUGCAUGACUCUGCCGAGGCCGAGGCAGAGGCAGAGGCAGAGGACGCAUCCACGUCGCCCGGCACCACGACCGUCGUCGAUUCCACAGCUUCGGAUGAUCGUCCUUCGCUGCAAGCGGCCAAGGCGGCGAGCUGGCCACUUGUCGAUGAAAGUCACCGGGAGGGCCACCGUGAGACUCACCGAGGGAGCCAUCGCGGGAGCCAUCAUGGCGGCGGCGAUGCCGUCAUCGACGAGCCAGUUGACCCGCUGCCGACGCCAUCGCAGACGUCCCUGGGCACGUUUGGUGCCGACCAUCUCGGCCAUCGCGCUGAACAGCGAGAGCACUCCGACUCCGUCGUCACUCUGCCGCCCAUGCAGUCCGUACUGCCGCCCUUCGAAGGCAUAUAUACCGAUCGUCCGGUGUGGCCUCUCAACGGGCGACAAGAAGCCACUCUGUUCCGGCACUAUGUGGACAAGCUCGGGUUCUGGCUCGAUCUGUGCGACCCCGCGAGGCACUUCGAGACCGAGGUGCCGCAACGUGCCGGGUCGUGCCCGAUCCUCCUCAACGCCAUCUUCGCGCUCGCAGCGAGGCAUCUCAGCCUGACGAGCGCCUACGACUCGUUGGCCUCGAACCGCUACCACGAGCAGUGCCUCAACUACCUGAUCCCGCUACUCGACCACGCCGCGACCGUGUCGGACGAGAACCUGUUCGCGGCGACAAUCAUCCUCCGUGUCCUCGAGGAGAUCGACGUCAACACCCUCGGCCAGGACACCCACGGCCACCUCCUCGGCAUCCACGCCUUCGUCAACGCCGGAGACCGCUUCCUAAUGCCCGGCACCCUGACGGCCGCCUGUUUCUGGGCGGGCCUACGCCAGGAGAUAUAUAGCGCCGUCAUCAACCAGCAGGUUGUCCGGAUGAAUCUCGGUCACGCCAUUGUCGACCGAUCCACGACCCCGGGCGAUGACUUUGUCUGGUCGAACCGUGCCAUUGUCCACUGCGCCGACGUCCUCAACUUCUGCUUCGGGUCCGAGGCGGGGUCGGUCUUACAAUGGGGCCAGCUUGAAAUGGCGAACAGGGAGUGGAAGAACGCGCUGCCACCGUCGUACACGCCCAUCUUCUUCCGCGAGAGGUCCGAAGAGGAGGCUUUCCCCGAAGUAUGGUACCAGAAGGCCUGCCACAUCAUUGCUGUCCAGCAUCACAUUCUCGCCGAAAUGUACCUCGCGCUGUUCAACCCGAGCAUACCGCGGGUUGGCGGCGGUCGCAAGGCUGCCGAGAAGCGGCUGACAGAGCAGAUCCAGGAGCUGCUACGGAGCCUCUGCGGCAUCGGCAUGUGCAAUCAGUGGUCUCCGCCGGCUAUGUUCACGGCGUGUAUGGGAAUCGCCAUUGCUGGCGACAGAUUUGACAAUAGACACGACCAAGAAGCUUUGCUCAAGAUGCUCAGCAUCACUGAAAAGGCCCACGCGCGGCCCACGACGGCGGUGCGGGAUCAGCUGAUAAGCGCAUGGGGGUGGAUGGACAAGGACGUCAUGAGCGAGACCUGA
This is a messenger RNA of Colletotrichum higginsianum IMI 349063, 1680 nucleotides long. Its product is annotated as Arca-like protein. The coding region runs from base 1 to 1680 and encodes 559 amino acids. The record is from RefSeq and is a predicted model, not a curated record. Gene Ontology annotation, biological process: positive regulation of transcription by RNA polymerase II. Gene Ontology annotation, molecular function: transcription cis-regulatory region binding; DNA-binding transcription factor activity. NCBI's taxonomy places the organism in Eukaryota, Fungi, Ascomycota, Sordariomycetes, Glomerellales, Glomerellaceae. The transcript has 4 exons. Gene Ontology annotation, cellular component: nucleus.